Messenger RNA from Manihot esculenta (cassava), 618 nucleotides. Its product is annotated as sm-like protein LSM3B. Lineage: Eukaryota; Viridiplantae; Streptophyta; Magnoliopsida; Malpighiales; Euphorbiaceae. The transcript has 3 exons. Gene Ontology annotation, biological process: P-body assembly; mRNA splicing, via spliceosome. The record is from RefSeq and is a predicted model, not a curated record. Gene Ontology annotation, molecular function: RNA binding. The coding region runs from base 120 to 413 and encodes 97 amino acids. Gene Ontology annotation, cellular component: U4/U6 x U5 tri-snRNP complex; U6 snRNP; catalytic step 2 spliceosome.
UACCAGAUAAAAACGGGUACUGGGUAGCAAGAGGCGGAAAGAAAACGUGGGGGGAAGCACUUGUAUCUUCUCUCACUGAGCGGUAACACCUUAACCCUUGAAGAGAGAAAGAGAGCGAUAUGGCUAGCGAGGAAGAGAGCGCAGUGAAAGAACCAUUGGAUCUUAUUAGGCUCAGCCUUGACGAGCGCAUCUACGUCAAGCUACGCUCCGACCGAGAACUCCGUGGCAAACUCCAUGCAUAUGAUCAGCAUCUAAAUAUGAUACUUGGGGAUGUUGAAGAAAUUGUUACCACUGUAGAAAUUGAUGAUGAAACCUAUGAAGAGAUUGUUCGGACUACAAGGCGCACUGUUCCAUUUCUCUUUGUCAGAGGAGAUGGUGUCAUAUUAGUUUCUCCGCCAUUGAGGACAGCUUAAUUUGGAGGAUAAAGUUCAAGAUACAGUCUUAAUACCUGUUUUCACGUUUAAUUUUACACUGAUGUAUCUUCAGAUAUGCUCAAGCUUAGUUUGUAUCAAAUUAAUGACGUAGUAUGGGGGUGGAGCAUUUAAAAUAGCCCACAUUCUUAGAUCAUUCUGUAGUUGGCGUAACUGAUGAAUUUGGUAAUUUUUUGUUUGGUUGCCA